AUGUCUACCACGAGUAUUACUGAUAUAGAAGAAGUUGUUAAAAUCUGGGCAUGGAAUGUAUUUGUUGCUACUAGAAGUAAAGAUCUAAAGAAUUUAAAACUAGAUGAUGUUGUAUUGGAUGUAAAAUGGGAUAAAGUCAGAUUUUUACAUGGACGACCUGAUUAUAAAGAACAAAGAAAAUUAUAUAAACCUAAUUCACAGGUUGUAUUCAGAUCAACUUAUGAGAACUGGACAGAUAAUGAUCAAGAACAUUCCUUCCAGACUGAGAGAACCACAGUCUCUAGUUGUACUACAGAAGUAUCCAAGGGUUUCACUAAAGGUUUUAACCUGGAGGUUAAGUUGGGUCUUCCUGAAGAAGUUGCUGCGGCAACGGCAGGUUUCGGUCGCGAGGUUAAUAUGGGAUCGACGGAGGAAAGCACGAGAGAGGAAUCUAUGACGUGGUCGAUUAAUAGCACCAUCAAAGUGCCACCAAAACACACGACAACUGCUGAACUUGUAGUACGUGAACAAGAAUUGAACGCUAGUUUCAAUAUGAACGUCAAUAUUAAAGGACGUGUUUUAGUUGUUGUAACAAAUCUUAAAGACAAUAAUUCAUUCGUUCAAUCUAUUGAAGGUGAUUUCAGUGAUAUAUUAAAGAAAUAUAGAGAUGAUAAUAAUAAUAAAAAUUAUAUCAUUGAAAAUAAAUGUGUAAAAUGGCAGCUAGAGGGUACAUGUCAUUUUAGAUUUGGUAUUGAACAAUUUGUUAGAUUACGUGAAAACGCUCUCGUGAAGAUUGACAAAUCCCUUGAGUGCUGA
Molecule: messenger RNA, 795 nt
Organism: Patella vulgata (common limpet)
Lineage: Eukaryota; Metazoa; Mollusca; Gastropoda; Patellidae
Exons: 2
Coding region: 1-795 (264 amino acids)
Source: RefSeq, a predicted model, not a curated record